Molecule: messenger RNA, 671 nt
Organism: Cylicostephanus goldi
Lineage: Eukaryota; Metazoa; Nematoda; Chromadorea; Rhabditida; Strongylidae
Source: the annotation of a GenBank genome assembly
GUAAUUUGGUGGACCACAGCUUUUAGAUACAAUUGGUUUGCAUUAUUUGAAACCAGAUGGCAGAUGCCUAUUGUGAUGUUUUUUGGCUCAACAGUCGCGGGUAUGACCUCCGAGGGUGGUGGAGCGGUUGCAUUUCCUGUCAUGACACUUCUCCUACAAAUCGACCCUUCUGUGGCUCGCGACUUCUCACUGAUAAUCCAGUCAGCAGGUACACUUUGGGGACCGUCCAAACUGCUAUGUUGCUUAGAAUUGCUGCUUCCAGGCAUGACUUGUGCUAUGUGCGUGGUGUUAAUCAUGGAAAUACAGAUAGAAAAACGCGCUAUACUUUUCGGCACUCUAGGAUCUAUCCCUGGCUUCAUAGUUGGAUCAGUUUUCAUGCUUUUUGUCUCAAUAUGGUCAUCGUUUGCUGUCGCCUUAUAUAUCCUUAACUCACAACACAAACGUCGUACAUAUGAUGUCAUCCCAGAAUUUAAUCUUUGGAAAACUGGUAUAUUGGUUGUUACCGGAUUUGUUGGAGGCGUUUUCACUGCAUUUGCCGGCUCUGGUGUGGAUAUUUGCACAUUUUCGAUAAUCACCCUGCUGUUUCGAGUAUCAGAGAAGACUGCGACGCCCACUUCUGUGGUUCUAAUGGGUAAGAUACUGUUAAAACCUCAGGAACAUACCCUUUGAUU